This is a messenger RNA of Boeremia exigua, 1508 nucleotides long. RefSeq names its product isocitrate dehydrogenase subunit 2 mitochondrial precursor. Lineage: Eukaryota; Fungi; Ascomycota; Dothideomycetes; Pleosporales; Didymellaceae. The record is from RefSeq and is a predicted model, not a curated record. Gene Ontology annotation, cellular component: mitochondrion. Gene Ontology annotation, molecular function: magnesium ion binding; NAD binding; isocitrate dehydrogenase (NAD+) activity. The transcript has 3 exons. Gene Ontology annotation, biological process: tricarboxylic acid cycle; isocitrate metabolic process. Bases 207 to 1358 code for a protein of 383 amino acids.
UGAGAUGUGAUGUUGGUGAUGUCUGGGAGAGUGCUAGCCGGAGCUGGCAAGACGUCGUGCUUGGCAUUUGCGGAGCUUUCUUUCUUGCUCCCGGGCUUUGCGCCUGCAACCUCAUCACCUUCGGCCUUCACCUCAGCCUCACCUCUUGCUACACUGCCCCCGUGUAGCUUCCAAUCGAGUCGUAGGGACACGCACAAUCGGUCACAAUGCUGGCUGCUCGCUCUUUCGCCGCCCCCGCGCGCCAAUGCCUGCGCCAGGCUCGCACGCCCGCAUUCGCACAGACUGCGUUCCGCACAUACUCGGCGGCGCCCUCUGAGGUUGCCAAGUUCAAGGGUGCCAAGGGCAACGACGGCAAGUACACGGUCUCGUUCAUCGAGGGCGACGGUAUCGGCCCCGAGAUCGCGCAGUCGGUCAAGGACAUCUACACGGCCGCGAAGGUGCCCAUCAAGUGGGAGUCGUGCGACGUCACACCCCGCCUUACCCCAGAGGGCAAGACAGUUAUCCCCACCGAGUCGAUUGAGAGCAUUGAGCGCAACUACGUCGCCCUCAAGGGUCCCCUCGCCACACCCAUCGGCAAGGGUCACGUCUCGCUCAACCUCACGCUCCGCCGCACCUUCAACCUCUUCGCCAACGUCCGUCCCUGCAGGUCUAUCGAGGGCUUCAAGACCCCCUACGACAACGUCGACACUGUCCUGAUCCGUGAGAACACCGAGGGCGAGUACUCUGGAAUCGAGCACGUCGUCGUCGAUGGCGUCGUCCAGUCCAUCAAGCUCAUCACCCGCGAGGCGUCUGAGCGCGUCCUGCGUUACGCUUUCCAGCACGCCCGCGACAUUGGCAGGAAGAAGGUGCGCGCGGUCCACAAGGCCACCAUCAUGAAGAUGUCCGACGGUCUUUUCCUGAGCACCGCUCGCGAGCUCUCCAAGGAGUACCCCGACAUUGAGUUUGACGCUGAGCUUCUUGACAACACCUGCUUGAAGAUGGUCACCGACCCCCUUCCCUACAACGACAAGGUCCUCGUCAUGCCCAACUUGUACGGAGACAUUCUCUCCGACAUGUGCGCCGGUCUGAUCGGUGGUCUUGGUCUCACUCCUUCCGGAAACAUUGGUGACGAGUGCUCCAUCUUCGAGGCUGUCCACGGAUCCGCCCCUGAUAUCGCCGGAAAGCAGCUCGCCAACCCCACUGCGCUCCUCCUCUCCUCCAUCAUGAUGCUGCGACACAUGGGCCUCAACGCCGAGGCUGCCAACAUCGAGCAGGCCAUCUUUAAGACCAUCGCCGCUGGCAAGUACAUCACUGGCGAUCUCGGCGGCAAGGCCAAGACUUACGAGUACACCGACGCUGUUAUCAAGGCACUGAACUAGACUUGAUGUGAUUUAUGAGCAUUCCGGAAUGACGGGACGGUAGCGAUUGCAUAUUUGUGGAUAUGUACCAGUCAUUGUACAUUAAGGCUGCCAUUUGAUAUUGCUAGACAGUUGAUAUCCGUAUUCAUUUCUGCGCCCACGGGCAUGUAA